CUCGGGAGUUCACAGUAUGGCAUCAGUGGAUGAUGUUGUGAGCUCGGUGCCUGAUCAUCUCGAAAAAAUCAAGACGGCAACAGAUGGCAUCGUACCGCGGCCAGCUUUCCAGAAGACUGGAGAUACGAUCCAAUAUAAUGAUAGAUGGAUUUCAUCCUAUCAGUUGCCUGCAAGGUUUUCGCCUAGAGUCACAGCAGCCCUGGAAAGAAAAAACCUUCCUGGAAACGUGCGGGACGAGUUCAACAGAGAUAUAUGCAGUAGCAUUAAAGUUCACACCAUGAACCCAAAAAAGCAUGAGAGGGAGACCGUGGCAUUUAAAAUCAUCUCAAAAUAUCCAUUUUUAGCGGACAAGAUUGGUUCUGGAAUAUCAUCUUGGGAUAUGUCGAUAAAGAACGGGUUUAAGAACCUAAGAAAAACCAAAAGAGGCUAUCAAAGUCAGAGCGGUGUUUGUAUGAUCGGUGUUCAAACGAAGAAGAACAAGGUGGCCGAUGAUGCUCCGCUUGCGUUGGUGGAAGGUGAGACCACGCAAACGUGCCAGGACCACCUCGCUGCCAUAAAACGCGAAAUGGCGAAAAACAAAAACAGAAACGUCGCUUUAAUAAAAGAACUAAUGGAGCUAACAUAUCCAUACCGACGGAACAAAGUCGUGUCCAGUCCCACUACGUUGAAAGAUCUUCUGGCAGAGUAUCCAGCAUUGAGGCUGGUUUCUGAGCUAAAGGCAGAGUUUGAGAGGGCAACAAGCUCCAUUGGAAAAUGUCGGAAAAUGAGCCACAUUUUCAGGAACAAUGUGAAACCAAAAAUCAUUAGUCUGGCUCAAAGCAAGGUGAAGGCGUUUCCAGGAAUCGCCAGCAUCCUAAAAUUAAUGGAAGAAGAAACUACAGAUUCUCCCACAAAAAAGACAGAAAUUGAAGAGGAUGGAGCCGUAAUGCUGGUGCAACAACUCCUCAGGGAAAAAACAAACAGAUAUGAUCCUGUGGUCAAAAUCUGUUCAGAUGAUGAAUCAAUUGAUAAGGUGAUUGAAAGUGUUGUGGCACCCAAGCUGAUUGGAUCUGGGCAGUAUGGCUCAAUCACCCCACUCUAUCUGGUAGCUGAAGGAGAGGUUAUUAUAAAAUUUCCCAAUACUGGACUUAUUAAUGCUUUGGUUGUUUUACUUGCAGCCUAUUAUGCCUUUAAUAUAAAGUAUCCUAACAAAGGGAGAAAUUUGUUUUCAUUCAUUGAAGCUACUCUUCUUGGCAACUUUGAAGAUGCCAAGAAGCGUGUUUCUAUUAAUAGAUUGCUAAAAGACAUGGCUUUUUUGUGAGAUGAUUUAGUUUGUUUGUAGCUGCAUGUUUGUGUUAAAUCACAGUUGAUAGAAGAUAUGGUUUGGAAACUUCUAAGACAAAUAAUUUAUAAAACAGCUCAGCUCAAUGUUUUCUGUUCCUCAUAAUGCCAAAUCUGGUUCUUAUUUCUCAUGUGUGUAGGAUAUUUUUGCUAAGCAAAUGGAAAUGCUUUCAUAGUUGUAUAACUUUAAUAUUGACACCUAUAUGUAAGGUACGUUGCACCAAUAAUAAAAUCUGACAUGUCACACUGACAUGUACAGAUCAAAUCCUGAUGCCUAACAAAGAGAAAGUCUCCAAACCAUAUAUUCGAUAUUGUACUGUGCAAAUAAUGUCAACAAUCAAACAUUUUGUUCUUUUAUAGUUAAAAAAUACUUAUUGAUUAUAUUCAUCUUUUAUGCAUGUUGUUGAAAUUUAUAAUGAAUCAUGCAAAGGUUAUUUAUGAACUACAUGUUUUAUAUUUCGAAAGAAGGGCUUAAAUAAAAUUUGCC
Messenger RNA from Dendronephthya gigantea, 1807 nucleotides. RefSeq lists its product as uncharacterized. Lineage: Eukaryota; Metazoa; Cnidaria; Anthozoa; Malacalcyonacea; Nephtheidae. The record is from RefSeq and is a predicted model, not a curated record. The transcript is spliced from 6 exons. The coding region runs from base 17 to 1300 and encodes 427 amino acids.